UCGAGAAGCUCCCAGAAUUCCCGGUACCAUUUCCUCUUCUUCACCCGAACCCCUCUCCUUGUUCUUAUCUCGCUGUCAAAGUAUAGAGCAGCAAGGAUCGCAUCAAAGAGAUGGGAUCCGAGACGUUCCUUGAAGUAUUACUGGCCAUACUGUUGCCACCCGUGGGAGUCUUCCUUCGUUAUGGAUGUGGUGUGGAGUUUUGGAUUGACCUUUUGCUGACCAUAUUGGGGUAUAUACCGGGUAUUAUAUAUGCCAUAUAUGUGUUGGUAGGAUAGUGUUAUAAUGAGUGGAUGCAUGGUACGUAGAUGGAAAUGUUGUUAUGUCGAGUAGUAGCAGCAGGGUGGGGAAAGGAACUGGUGUAUGAGUGAGCAUUCCAUGAUCUGUUCUUUUUUCAAUAAUAUGUCGUUUAUCAUCUUAUUUUUAAUGAUUGAAUUGGCCGAAAAUAUGAAGAUCUGCAA
Molecule: messenger RNA, 458 nt
Organism: Elaeis guineensis (African oil palm)
Lineage: Eukaryota; Viridiplantae; Streptophyta; Magnoliopsida; Arecales; Arecaceae
Product: salt stress-induced hydrophobic peptide ESI3
Cellular component (GO): membrane
Source: RefSeq, a predicted model, not a curated record